CUAGAAUAAGAUAAGAUAAGAUUACCCAAAUUUUUAAUAAAUAGAUUACACCAAAAUUAUUAAAAACCAAUAGUUUAAAGUUGAAACUAAUAAUUUACUUUUAUUAAUUUUUUUAAUUUAACAAUGUUCUCAUGUUCAACGAUGAUGCACAUUCCUACUUCACAAUUUUUGAAACUGUCUAAGUUCAAACCAAUACCUGACCCCAGAUGUAAGACUAAAGUGGCCACUCUUUCGAUGGGAUGCUUUUGGGGACCUGAUUCGUUAUUUGGAUCUAUCAAAGGAAUCAUGCGUACUAAGGUUGGUUAUACUGGUGGAUCCGAACCUGAUCUACCGACGUACAAAAGCAUCGGGGACUAUAUAGAAAGUAUCGAAUUGUACUAUGAUCCUAGCAAAAUAACUUAUCUUGAUCUGUUGCAAGUAUUUUGGAACAAUCAUGACUCAACUGAUAAGUCUUCAUAUCGUCAAUAUAUUUCAGCAAUCCAUUUCCAUGAUAAGGAACAAGAACAACAAGCAAGAGAUUCCAUGAAAAAAAUGGAGGAAACUAAAUCAAAUUCAAUUCAAACCUUACUAAUGCCAUAUAAAACUUUUUAUGAUGCCGAAAAUUAUCAUCAGAAAUAUAUUCUACGCAAGUAUAAAAUAUUUUUGGAAUCUCUUUGCUUGAAUGAUGAUGAGAUUAAAAACACAUAUGCUGCAUGCGUUUUGAAUGGUUACCUAGGAGGGCAUAUUAGUGAAACAGAAAAGGUGCGUAUCCUUGAUAUAGGUUUAUCUGAUGAACAGCUGAGAUAUUUAGAAGCCUGUCUUUAAAAUCAAAAAUUAACUAUUAUUUUAACUAAUGAUAUUACCAUUUAUUCCAUAUUAAAUUUACUAUUAUAUAAAAAAUUAAAAUGAGAUGGUAGUCUCUCUUGACAAUGCAAAAUUUUUAUUAAUUAUAAUUUAACUAAUGAAUAUAUAAUUUAUUGUCUAUUUUUAAUUAUAAAGAAUAUUAAAAUAAUGAUUUUAAGCUGCA
This is a messenger RNA of Gordionus sp. m RMFG-2023, 1006 nucleotides long. RefSeq names its product peptide methionine sulfoxide reductase-like. The transcript is spliced from 6 exons. Gene Ontology annotation, molecular function: peptide-methionine (S)-S-oxide reductase activity. The coding region runs from base 124 to 804 and encodes 226 amino acids. The record is from RefSeq and is a predicted model, not a curated record. NCBI's taxonomy places the organism in Eukaryota, Metazoa, Nematomorpha, Gordioida, Chordodea, Parachordodidae.